Molecule: messenger RNA, 1210 nt
Organism: Cutaneotrichosporon oleaginosum
Lineage: Eukaryota; Fungi; Basidiomycota; Tremellomycetes; Trichosporonales; Trichosporonaceae
Source: RefSeq, a predicted model, not a curated record
UACUAGCCUAUCUCUCCGGCGCGGCUCUCUCGCGAUCUCACGCCUAACCGCCCGCGCGACCACACCUCGCCGUCCCAUGCCAUCCUCGCCCAGCCUCAGGACGAAGCGACGAUCCCAUCCGUGCGCCGCCCCUGCCCCCUGCCUCCUCCCUCCCUGUCCCCACCCAGCCCUGCGCCCUCGCCGCACAGGCCUCGCUGGCUGACGCAACUGCCUUCGGACAUCGGGAAGCCUCGGCGCCUCGUUGUGCAUCCGACCCACCCCCGAGCCCUGCGCCCGCACAGACCGCCUCGUCGCCCUGCCCCACAUCGCACCUCGGUACCUCACAUGGCACACGGCACAUGGCUCACGGCGCUCAUAGCUCAUUGUCAUCAUGGCCUCUUUCACGCACGGUGCACCGGCAGAUCCCCACGCCGCGCUCCAUGCACCGUUGGCACGGGCUUGGCGAUCCACUGCGCCAUGCGCCAAGCGAUCUUCCGAUACGCCUCGCGCCUUGUUCCGCGCCCCGCGCCCCGCGCCUCCCGAGAUGUCCGCCGAUCCGCCGACGAAGCAACUUGCGACCCCGCCAACCCCAUCCUCCCGGCUGCGAACUACGGCUACGGCUGCGGCCAAGUAAGCCACAGCCACCACGCCCCGCGCCCCGCGCCACCUCGCCUUGCCCCGCCUAUUCCCCCACCUCUCUCCACCCCCUCUUGGCCCAUCACGCACAUCGGCGAUGGCGCUGAUACGCAUACCCCGCGAGCCGGCCCCGUGGGCCGGCUAUCCCCGCCCUAUCGUAUCAGCAGGAUGCAGAUCUGCUGUUCGAACGCGUCCCUUGUUCUCUGCUUCCUGCUUCCUGCUUCCUGCUUCCUGUCCACUCUCCACUCUAUCCCCCUCCCUCCCUCUCGCAGCCACUUCCGAAGCACCUCGAAGCGUUUAUCCUGCCCCACCGCCCUCUCCACACUGACAACCCCGUGGCCCAUGUGCCCCGCCGCUGCUCACUCAUUCCGGGGUCCCUCCGCCCCGCCUGUGCGUCGGCCCCGCCAUCGCUCCGAUUCACCGACGUCGACGCAAGGAGCCCCGUGGUGGAGCAAUCUCUGCCAGCACGGUUCGUGGAGCAUUUCUGAGUAGCCAUGCGACUGAACGGUGGGAUGCUCCACAUUCCCUACGCCCUCACGGCAACCCAACUGCCUCUGAUUUCCCCUCCCCGGCCACAGCCGGCUUGUCCCACUGA